Messenger RNA from Ostrea edulis (European flat oyster), 602 nucleotides. RefSeq lists its product as uncharacterized. NCBI's taxonomy places the organism in Eukaryota, Metazoa, Mollusca, Bivalvia, Ostreida, Ostreidae. The record is from RefSeq and is a predicted model, not a curated record. Bases 101 to 511 code for a protein of 136 amino acids. The transcript has 3 exons.
GCCUAGAACUAGUUUUACCGCGUCCGCCGGACGGCCAACUUGUUCUGGUAUUAAAGGACAAUUCAUGAUUACUAGAGGAAUAUAUGAUAACUAGAGCAAAAUGCGUGGUGAUCAGGCAUAUCUUGAGAAGGAAACGGCAUUGAAAAAAGUCAAUCAGAUUGGAAAGGUGUAUCACAUCUCCACACAGUACCCGAUAUUUCCACUUCCCCAACCUUUUCGUGAGAUUUUUAAAUUAAGAUUACUUCAUCACUGGGGAUUUUAUCAGCCUUGUAUGGAAUUCUCCAAAGAUUUUUUCAAAUGUGCAUAUGAAGUUGGAAGGGGUUUAGAGUAUAAGGAGUGUUGGAAAGAAUUCUUGGAUAUGAGGGAGUGUGAGCUGUCUAUCAAAACAAGAGCUCGGAUGGUGGCGCUUGAUCAUCAGAGACAGGAACAGGGCAAAGACUUUGUGGAGAAACCCCCAAGGCAUAUAUUUGCAAGACCAAGCCUCACAUUUCUGAGGGAGAAAAAGUUGUAAAUAUCUGUGUUGACAGUGAAUUUAUGUAAUUAAAAAAAAUGCUUGUUACUGAUAGAUAACAUAAUUAUGAAUAAAGUCAUUGAAAAACAAA